Molecule: messenger RNA, 495 nt
Organism: Hansenula ciferrii
Lineage: Eukaryota; Fungi; Ascomycota; Saccharomycetes; Phaffomycetales; Wickerhamomycetaceae
Exons: 1
Coding region: 1-495 (164 amino acids)
Source: RefSeq, a predicted model, not a curated record
AUGACACUUUCAAGUUCAUUUAGACUAAGUCUUAACAAAAUCACCGUUGCUCAACCAUUAAAAUCUAAAAUUUAUAAUCUAUUGGGUAAUUUACAAUUUAAUUUAGUUGUUUUAGAAGAAACUAAUUAUAUCAACUUCCAACUGGUUAACAAUAAUUAUUCAAACAAUGAAUUUUUAGAACCAAUUGAAGAUUUUGUUAAAUUAAUUACAAAACCUGAAUAUGUUAGUCUUACUUAUAAUACUUUUUAUAUGGAUCAUUUUAAUAGGAAAAUUAUUUUUAAACCAAGAAUUUUACCAGGUUAUAGUUAUGAAUUUGAUUUUUUAGAUUCAAAUAUGGAAAUACUGAAAAGAGAAUUAUCAAAUUCAAUGAAUUCUCUUGGUGGGUUUUUAAAAUUAAAAAUGAUUGGACUGGAUCCAAUUGAUUAUGAUUAUAAUUAUGAAAAUGGUAAUUAUCAUAGUGCUAUUGAUUAUUCAAGUGAUAUUGAUACAUAUUGA